Amblyraja radiata (thorny skate) is the source of this 2331-nucleotide messenger RNA. RefSeq lists its product as uncharacterized. NCBI's taxonomy places the organism in Eukaryota, Metazoa, Chordata, Chondrichthyes, Rajiformes, Rajidae. The coding region runs from base 1 to 2217 and encodes 738 amino acids. The record is from RefSeq and is a predicted model, not a curated record. The transcript is spliced from 20 exons.
AUGUCAUCUCAAAGGUAUUUUAAUUCUCAGGAAGAUAAAGAAAGUUUACGUGCGGCGGCUUCAGAACUUGUUAUCCAGAGGGUCUACCAAUGCAAGAGAAGAAUCAAUAGAAACUACAAAAGUAAACAGCAGUUUUCUUUUCCACUAAAGACAAACAAAUUAUUGCCAUGUAAAUCCAUCUCAGAAUUAAUUCUGGCCAGUGAUCGUUUGCAUCAAGGUAUUCGAAGAUCACCAAGGAAAAGAUUAUCAUUAACGCAUUCGGCUAAAUCUAAGGAGCCUUGUCGAAUGCCAGCUCUAGGAGAUUAUCUUCUUACUGCGUCACAGAUUAUGGGACAAAUUGUUCGACUUCCAAAUCCCCUGGUUGCAGAGAUCCAAGCAGAUGUUUUUUUAGCUGACAAUAAUUCUUUUUUAACGGACGGAGAAUUGAACACGUGCAGAUAUUACGCUUACGUGGACCUACAUCAGCUGGAAUGGGAUGAAGUCCUUGGUUACUGGAAACUACCCACAUCCCUGGCAAAAGGAUGUACUGCAUGGAUGACUGGGGAAGAGAAAACUUUGAUUGCCAUGGGUGAAGGUAUAGAAGAAGCACUUGUUAAACUCCAGGUUCAAAAGAAGCCCGGAAGGCAGUCGAUGAUUGCCAAACGUAGAAUAAAGGUGGCAAAGGUGGAAAAGGGACAUACAGAAUCGAAAGCAGAGUGUAUAAAUGUUGAGCAUAAAGAUGAGAUAACCAAGCCAGAAAUAAGUCCCGUACAAUUACAAUCUGAGGAGAAACAAAAAAUUCUGCUUGACAUAACAUCAUUAUUAACGAUCGGCCAACAGAAAGUUUCUCCAGAUUCAAAUAAUGAUUGCAGCCCUGAGGCUAUCCCUUCUGAAACUGCUGCCUCAAUGGAAUAUGCUAUAUUAUCUGAGACGCAGGAUGAACAGAUAAGUCAAGAAAAGCAGCCAGAAAAUGUACCGCCUUGCCAGACAAGUUGUUUUGAAGCUUUGGAAAGUGAAAUCCCGGAGAUAUCAGGGAAGACAAGAGCGCUGUUAAAAUAUGCCAAUAGAUCCAGUAAGAAGCUUCCACAGUCAGACAAAUCAAGGAGGGAGAUUGAAAUAACUAUUCCCAUCAUAUCACUUGAUCAUUGCCUCUCGGAAUUGCAUAAUACUGAUUUAAAGUGCUCUCUGCCCAGCAAGUCAGAUCCCAUCUGUGCUUCUCGCAAACACCCACAGCACAGAAAAGGCAAAAAGAUAUUUUCUCCAAUACAACCACAAAGCAACGAAAACCAGUCUUCUCGGUCAUCCGUGCAGCUCGAGUCGACAUCAUGUAAGCGGAUUCAACAAGGCAAACAUGAAAGUAAACCAAAAAUGGAGAGAAAAAUGAAAAGGAAGCCACAGAUCAUUACUAGAAUCAUGUCUGCUGCAGAAUCAGGAACGGGACAAACAGAGUUGGAAGCCCAGCUUACAAAUUACUUUGCUGAACAAACAGAUAAACUAACUAAGACAGCAACAUGGAAGCCAAUCCGCAUUCAUGGAAAAGGCAUAAUGUCAACAUCACCUGGCCUGGAUGUGAUUGGGUUUAAGAAAUCAAGUCCCUUUCAGCUACAGAGUGAAGAGAAAGACAAGUUCCUGUUUGAUGCUGAAUCACUGCUAAAGAUCAAGAAUCACAGACCUUCCUCAGCAAGGCUUAGUGAUUGUAAGCUUGAGGUUGUGUCCGCUACAAUUGCUGACUCUGUGGAAAUUUCGGGAAAGCUGGAAAAAUGUCAAGAAAGAUACAUUAAAAAAGAUACCGCAGAAAAUUGGUACAAAGAACACAGUGAUUCACCCCCUCAGGAUAAAUGCAUGCGGCCAGACAGUGCAACGUCCUAUCAAGAGAAGUGCACGGAAGCUUGGAAAUGUUUCUCCCGAGAAACAUUUGGGUAUAGAGGAUCUGUGGUAAAAAGUGCUAACGCCUCCCAUAAGAAGUCUCCGAAGGCAUACACGAUGUUGGCUGGUAAACCAAGCCCCACCAGAGCAACCGAUAACUGUUCCAAAACGUGUGGUGUUUAUUCACUGUGCUCGCCACAUGGGUCUGAUCAAACACCUGUCCCUCCGAAUGGGCAAGAACGUAAGAAGAGCAGAAGGAUUUCUAAUGCACACAGCUACCAAUCCAAGAAUGUGCUCAGAAGACAAGAAAAGAAUCUUUGUGGGCAGCAGAGUAUUACUCUGAUUUACUUCACACAAGACAAUUCCAGCUAAAUGUGAGAAAACUGAUGCCUUUUCUGAGCACUGGGUGCAUAAGAUGCAAUCAAAGUAAUUAGUUUUGUACCAGUAUAAUUUUCUGUCAUUAUUAAAUACAUGUGUUUACAUUUU